Molecule: messenger RNA, 4158 nt
Organism: Linum tenue
Lineage: Eukaryota; Viridiplantae; Streptophyta; Magnoliopsida; Malpighiales; Linaceae
Source: the annotation of a GenBank genome assembly
ACAAAAAGUAUCAAUAGCUAAUUCUUGUGAUUUUUUUCUUAAAAAUUUCAGUGAUAAAAAAAAAAAUGCCAGGAAUAGCUUCCCCUUCCACUCCACCUCCACAACAAUCGGCGGGAUAACGGACUUCCUGCCUUAACCCAUCCAUCACUAUUUUCUAACUGUCAACAAUACUUCUUCUGUUCCCUUCCUUUUCUUCUUCCCCUUCUCCUUCUAUUAUUAGCUUCCUGAAAUCUGCAAUCAAAGCGCAUCUCAGUUUCUGGAUUUCAGAAGAAGGUCAGGGAAACCAUAGCCGGGGAGGAGAAGGGGUAAAAGAGCAGAAGAGGCGGAAAAAACCCACCGGAUUUUGAUUUUCGCUUCGCCGGUGUGCAGUGGCGUGCGCUCUGGCGAACAGAAAACAAAAUUUCAUCGCUAAUAAUUGAACUAUAUUCUUCGGCAGAUUUCAGUGUCCAAAGGGAACGUAACUCUAUUGGGUCUCUCAAUUCAAAGAGAUGGAUAGGUGGGUCUCGCUGAUUGGAAAUCUAACGACGAGCAGAGUCGCCAAACACAAUGGGGAAGGAGGUUUCGUUUAAUUGGGAAGCUGCUGUCUUUCCCCUUUGCCCAAACAAGGGUUGGCGUCAGUUCUGCAAAAUUCCAUCCCAACUCCCAAGCAUUUUUGUGAUUUGGGAGGGGUUUGUGGAUAAUUUUUGACAAAGAAAGAAAUUCUUGCAAUUUGGUUUUUGUUUUUGCGAUUAUUGCUUUGUUCUUGUUGAAUCGUUAUACAUAACGAAGAUUAUCAAUGGAGUCGAGUGAUGGGUUUGUAUCAAAAGAACAACUGGAGCUUGCGAAAUCUGCUCCGGAAAGUACAGAUCCUUCAUCUGUUUCUUAUAUGGAUGGACAUCCUAAGAAAGGUGCUUCUGGAGGGAAAGAAACAUGGGGUGGGUUACAUGAUCCUAAAGAGGAUGCAUCAUUGUACAAUAAUGAUCCAAACUAUGAUAGCACAGAGGAACAAGAUGGAGAUCAAACAAUAAAAGGAACCCCAAGAAAACUAGACGGCUAUAAAAGGAAAGCUACUGUUAUAGUGGAAGAAUACUUUGCAACUGGCGAUGUUGUAUCAACAGCAAACGAACUGAGGGAACUAAAGUUGCCCAGUUAUAGUUAUUACUUUGUCAAGAAACUAGUGUCCAUGGCAAUGGACCGACAUGAUAAAGAAAAAGAAAUGACUGCUGUUCUUUUAUCCGCUCUCUAUGCAGAGGUCAUCGACCCUUCCCAAGUUUAUAAAGGUUUCAGAAAAUUGGUGGAAUCUGCAGAUGACUUGAUUGUAGACAUACCCGAGGCAGUCGAUGUUCUUGCCUUGUUCAUAGCCAGAGCUGUGGUCGAUGACAUACUCCCCCCUGUAUUCUUGAAAAAGCAACUCGCUUCUUUACCUGCAGAUUCUAAAGGGAUCGAUGUGUUGAGAAGAGCUGAAAAGGGUUAUUUAGCAGCUCCGCUCCAUUCUGAGAUUAUUGAGAGAAGAUGGGAAAGCAACAUGAAUAAAACGGUUGAUGAUGUGAAGGUAAAAAUAAGCAACUUGUUGGUAGAGUAUAUAGCAAGUGGUGAUACGAAGGAGGCUUGCAGAUGCAUCAAGGAACUGAAAGUUCCCUUCUUUCACCAUGAGAUAGUCAAACGAGCCCUUGUUAUGGCUAUGGAGAGACGGGCAGUCGAAAGCCGGUUGCUAGAUUUGCUCAAGAAAACAGCUGAAGAAGGUCUGAUCAAUUCCAGUCAGGUCACAAAGGGGUUUAGCAGGAUGAUAGAUGUUGUUGAUGAUUUGUCGCUUGACAUUCCAGAUGCAAGAGGGAUUCUGAAAUCCUUGAUAUCUAAUGCCGCAUCAGAAGGCUGGUUGUCCGCUUCUUCUUUGAAAUCACUCUCACCACCAUCUCCAAAAGAAUCUGUGGAAGGUGCUGCAAAGAAAUUCAAGAUGAAGGCACAAUCCAUCAUUCAAGAGUAUUUCUUGUCAGGUGAUGUAGCAGAGGUGAGUGAUUGUAUUGAAUUUGAGAACAGUUCUUGCUCGCCUGACCUAAAUGCCAUGUUCAUCAAAAGGCUAGUGACUCUAGCAAUGGACAGAAAGAAUCGGGAGAAAGAAAUGGCUUCUGUGUUACUAUCUUCUUUAUGUUUCCCUACAGACGAUGUUGUGCAUGGAUUUGUAAUGCUUAUAGAAUCUGCAGACGACACUGUUUUAGAUAACCCAAUUGUAGUCGAGGAUCUUGGAAUGUUUUUAGCUAGGGCUGUGGUGGAUGAAGUCAUAGCCCCACAACAGCUGGAGGAAAUCGGUAGUCAAUUCCUUGGCACGGAGUCUACAGGGAACAAAGUCCUCCAAAUGGCCAAGUCCUUGCUAAAGGCUAGGCUUGCUGGAGAGAGGAUCUUGAGGUGCUGGGGUGGUGGAGGAAGCAGCAGCAAGAAUGGAUGUGCGGUUGAGGAUGUCAAGGACAAGAUUGGCAAGUUGCUGGAAGAGUUUGAAUCUGGUGGGGACAUAAGGGAAGCUUGCCGUUGCAUUAAAGAACUCGGGAUGCCCUUUUUCCACCAUGAAGUGGUGAAGAAAGCACUGGUGAAAAUCAUGGAGAGCAAGAGUGAGAAGCUGUGGGGUUUGCUUAACGAGGGGUUUCGUUCUGGACUCAUAACGUCGUAUCAAAUGACGAAAGGUUUCGGGAGAGUUGCGGAGUCUAUGGAGGAUUUGAGAUUGGAUGUCCCUGAUGCUGAGAAACAAUUCGAGUACUAUAUCGAGAAAGCUAAACUCACAGGGUGGCUGGAUUCAUCAUUUGGAAUUGGUCCUACUACCAAAUCAAGUUUUGUUAAGGAGAAUGGCAUAAAUGUAUGAUUAACAGGUUUUUGGUUUCGCGGUUGGGUUUUGUCAAUGAAGAUUCCAUAAUCCAUCAAAUUGCUACGAAGAGAACUAGCUGGAUUUUGUUUGCUUGGUUUGUCUUUCAGUUUCAGAGUUCUUUUUUGGUCUUCUGUGACACCAUCUAGGAUUUAGCACACCUUUUACAUUAUUUCAAGGAAAAAGAGUACUUCAUGGAAGAGAACAUUACAAGAUGGAACUGGAACCAUCUCUAUGUUGCUAACAUUUAUACAAUAGACUGAGAGAUAGGUGACAAGCUUCUCGAUGGAGGUGACAAAUGCGUCGAGUUACUGGGUUGAUGAUAACGUGGUUCGUGGAUUUUCGAAGAUCAAUAGUAUUCUUUGAUAUGGUUUUGGAAGUUAGUUUUGUCUAAAACUUGAGCGCAAUUACAAAACAACAGCAUUAAGUGGAUUGAUCGCGGUAAAGAAGAUAUUAAUUGGAUUGUUUGUGAAUUAGGUUGGGUUGUUAUUUCCCGCUGGUAAAGAAGAAAAAGUGACGGAAGAAAUAGUAACCUUUACAUUCACUCGUCACCAAUAGUCACCACAAGAGCAUUUCCCAUCUUCAAAGCGAUGAAACCGGUUAUUAUCCCUCACAAUGAUCACUCUCCCACUGCACUUCGACAUAAACUUGAUCGCAGUAUGGCAAUCACCACACACUCGAAGGUUCUUCAUGAUCCGAAGCGGCCUAUCAUUGUGUGGGAAAACAAUGAGCGCGAAUGCAAUUGCUAUCCUUUCACUGUGAUACCGAAUCGUCUGCUGCUUCUCUUCACCACCCACUGCUCGCAGCACGAAACUCGUAUCGGCAACAUAACCAGCCUUCUCCAUCUCCUCUCCCAACUCCUCCAGCUUCUCGUAUAUCUCCUUACUCCUCGCAUGCCCUCUAUCCCCUGCGGCAAAAGUGUGCACUUUGUUCCCUUCCUCCACCCAACUCAACCCUGUUUCCUUCUUCACGCCUUGGUCCCUAAGCAUCUUCCGAGCUCUAGCUGCAUCCUCGUAGCGACCAGCAGCUGCGUAUGAAUUUGACAGUAUCACGUGUAACCCUGGGCUGACGUUCCCCAGCUGGAAGACUCGAUCUGCUGCAUAUGCUGCCAGCUCAGUGUUGCGAUGAAUUCUACAUCCUGUCAUGAAUGCUCCCCACACGGAUUCCGUGGGCUCGAUGGGCAUUCGGUUUAUGAUCGAGAGUGCUUCCUGCAGUUUACCCGCCCUGCUGAGCAAAUCAACCAUGGAUGAGUAAUGCUGAGCACCUGGCUCGAUCCCAUAUCUCGUCUUCAUGAGCUCGAAGUAGAAUUCCCCUUCCUUGACUAGCCC